UAAACGAUGGAGACAAUGAAGGUCGAAACUAUCUCACAGGAAAUCAUAAAGCCAUCUGCUCCAAAUGAUCUACGAACUCUCCAACUCUCUAUGGUUGAUCACCUAAUGCCUCCAGUUUACACCGUCGCUUUUCUUUUCUACACCAAAGAUGAUUCGAUCUCGUCGCAAGAACACACUUCACACAAACUCAAGAAUUCUCUGUCCCAAACCUUGACAAGAUUCCACCCUUUUGCCGGCAGAAUCAGGGGAGUCAACGUGGACUGCAACAACGAAGGUGCCCUCUUUGUCGACGCACGGGUCGAUAACUGUUCUCUCUCUGAUUUUCUCAGAUCUCCAGAUUUCGAAUCCCUACAACACUUUCUUCCUCUAGAUGCCGUGGCAACUCCUACAUGGCCAUUGCUUCUGGUUAAGGCGACCUACUUCCAGUGCGGCGGUAUGGCCAUCGGGAUUAGCAUCUCCCAUAAGCUCGCUGAUGCAGCCUCUCUCUCGACUUUUAUUCGGGCUUGGGCUACCACUGCUCGAGGAGAGAGCGAUUCAGUGGCGAGUCCAGAGUUUGCUGCCACAAAGCUCUACCCACCAGCCAAUGAGGCUUUUAAAGUUCCAGUGGAAGAUCAAGCCGGUAAGCGAAAAAGUGUUACGAAGAGAUUUGUGUUUGUAGCAUCUAAGGUGGAAGAGCUCAAGAGCAAAGCCGCUAGUGUAGAUGCCGUGCCUCGACCCACUCGGGUCCAGAGCGUGACUUCACUUCUAUGGAGAUGUGUUGUGGCUGCAUCGCCAGACACAACUCGCGAGAAAGUGUUGGUCCAACCUGCUAACUUGCGCUCCAAGAUACCUUCCCUUUUGUCCGAAAACCUAAUCGGUAACCUCAUGUUCUCAACCAUGACCUUGAACGGAUCCGGAAAAGACGAGGUGGAGAUUGUGGAAGCUGUUAAGGAGCUAAAAAAAAGGGCAGAUGAGUUAGCCCUUUUGGUCCAAGAUGAAGAAGGAUCAUCAAUGACGAUCGGUUUGAAAUUGGUUGGUCAAAUGAUGGAUAGUUACUCCAAGUUAAGCUACGAGACUCACGAGCCAUACACCGUGAGUAGCUGGUGCAAGCUGCAGCUUUACGACUCUAGUUUUGGAUGGGGGUCGCCGGUUUGGGUUGCCGGGAAUGUAUUUCCGGCGUUAGACAAUGUAUCGGUUUUAAUCGAUGCAAAGGACGGGGAAGGAAUCGAAGCGUGGGUGACACUGCAUGAAGAGGACAUGUCAUUGUUCGAGCAGAACCAAGAACUACAUGCCUUUGCUUCCCCAAUUCUUGAUGUCUUGGUCUAAUUUCUCCACUCACAAUAUGUAAAGCUUCUAAAUGCUUAAUAAAUGGGUUGUGUUA
Eutrema salsugineum is the source of this 1360-nucleotide messenger RNA. RefSeq names its product BAHD acyltransferase BIA1. Lineage: Eukaryota; Viridiplantae; Streptophyta; Magnoliopsida; Brassicales; Brassicaceae. Bases 7 to 1305 code for a protein of 432 amino acids. The transcript has a single exon. The record is from RefSeq and is a predicted model, not a curated record.